Messenger RNA from Corythoichthys intestinalis (scribbled pipefish), 3476 nucleotides. RefSeq names its product leptin-like. The record is from RefSeq and is a predicted model, not a curated record. The coding region runs from base 53 to 538 and encodes 161 amino acids. Lineage: Eukaryota; Metazoa; Chordata; Actinopteri; Syngnathiformes; Syngnathidae. The transcript has 3 exons.
GCCAACAGUGGACACACUCGACACACCAAGGAUCUGCAGCUACCAAUAAACAAUGGAAUACAUCACCCUCGCCGUCCUGGUCUUCAUCUCCCAUGCGUGGGGCACGGCUACGGCCGCCCACGCCCCGCCCAACCCCGUCAAGAUGAAGCACGACAUCAUGUGGCGGUCCAACCAGCUGCUGAACAAGCUGGUUGAGAAGAAGUAUCCCAACAAUGCGACGAUACUGGGUCCACCCGAUCAAGUGGACGGGCUCUCCUCGCUCACGUCGCUUCUGGAAGGCUACGAAGAUCUAAUCCCUUCCAGCGAGUCUCAGGUGAAGGCAGAGAUCAAGUCUCUGAAGGGUUUCCUGGACCUCUGGAAAAAGCGCCACUGCGGAGGAGACGACAGGGUAAAAAGCACUCCGGCCGCCGGGAGCGCUCUGCAGCUACUGCAGAGCUAUCGGACCUUUGUCCCGAUCAUCAACGUCCAGGCCCAUCUCAGAGUCAAGAAUAUACUCACUCAGCUGAAGGACAACAAGGGCAACCUGGACAAAUGCUGAGAAAUGGAAACUCCAAAACAAGCAUGUUAGGUUCAUUGAAAGCUUUUGACUUAUACAUUUCGGAGAAUACGUGUAAUGGUAGUUAGCAGAAGUAUGCGUGCGUUAUGAAUGAUUACGUUUCAAUGUAAUCAGAUUGGAUGUCUAGCAACGUCAAUGGCAGUCACUAAUUUAAUGAGACCAUUAGUCUAGGUAAAUGUCUUUACUACGGAGCCCCUUAAGGGACAUCGACGGAAAUAAAAUAAAUUUAAGCAAUCUGGUGCGCACCACAAACUCUGGUAAAUAUUAGCGUUAUAUAGCAUUUAAGCAAGCGGACUUUCGCUAUGCCAGUUAACAAAUUGUUGUAAACAUUAGCAUUAUAUAGCAUUUAAGAGAGCGCACUUUCCGCAAAAUCUGCAAGCUUAAAUGCUAUAAAAUGCUAAUAUUUACCAAAUAGUUCCUGGUGCGCACUAGAAACAAUCUGGUGAGCACCAGAUCGCUUAAAUUUAUUUUAUUUCAGUCUAAGUACCUUAAAGGACUCCGUACGCACAGGAUAGUACGUAGUGCACCAGAUUGUUUUUGGUGCGCAAUAGAAAUAAUUUGGUGUGCACAAGACUGUUUUUGGUGCGCUAAGAGAAACAAUCUGGUGCACACCAUAUUGUUUUUAUUGCGCAUCAGAUAGUAUGUGGUGUGCACCAGAUUGUUUUGGGUGCGCAAUCAAAACAAUAUGGUGCGCACCAGAUUCUUUAUGGUGCACAGUAGAAGCAAUCUGGUGCGCACUAGAAACAAUUUAGUGCGCACCAGAUAGUAUGUGGUGUGCACCAGAUUAUUUCUGGUGUGCACCAGAAAUAAUUUAGUGCGCACCAGACUGUUUUUGGUGCGCUAAGAGAAACAAUCUGGUGCACACAAUAUUGUUUUUAUUGCGCAUCAGAUAGUAUGUGGUGUGCACCAGAUUGUUUUGGGUGCGCAAUAAAAACAAUAUGUUGCGGACCAGAUUGUUUUUGGUGCGCAGUAGAAGCAAUCUGGUGCGCACCAGAAACAAUUUCGUGCGCACCACAUACUAACAAUUUAGUGCGCACCAGAUAGUAUGUGGUCCGCACCAGAUUGUUUUUGGUGCGCACCAGAAAUAAUUUAGUGCGCACCAGACUGUUUUUGGUGCGCUAAGAGAAACAAUCUGGUGCACACCAUAUUGUUUUUAUUGCGCAUCAAAUAGUAUGUGGUGUGCACCAGAUUGUUUUGGGUGCGCAAUAAAAACAAUAUGGUGCGCACCAGAUUGUUUUUGGUGUGCAGUAGAAGCAAUCUGGUGCGCACCAGAAACAAUUUAGUGCGCACCAGAUAGUAUGUGGUGUGCACCAGAUUGUUUUUGGUGCGCACCAGAAAUAAUUUAGUGCGCACCAGACUGUUUUUGGUGCGCUAAGAGAAGCAAUCUGGUGCACACCAUAUUGUUUUUAUUGCGCACCAGAUGUUAUGUGGUGUGCACCAGAUUGAUUUGGGUGCGCAAUAAAAACAAUAUGGUGCGCACGAUUGUUUUUGGUGCGCAGUAUAAGCAAUCUGGUGGGCACCAGAUCCAAUUUAGUGCGCACCAGAUAGUAUGUGGUGUGCACCUGAUUGUUUUUUUGUGCACACCAAAAACAAUCUGACGCGCACCACAUACUUUCUGGUGCGCACUUAAUUGUUUCUUGUGUGCACCAUAUUGUUUCUAGUGCACACCAGAUAGUAUGUGGUGUGCACCAGAUUGUUUUUGGUGCGCACCAGAAACAAUUUAGUGCGCACCAGAUAAUAUGUGGUGUACACUAGAUUGUUUUUGGUGCACACCAGAAUGUUUUGGUGCACACUAGAAACAAUUUAGUGCGCACCAGAUUUUUUUGGGUGCGCACUAACAAUCUGAUGUGCACCAUAUUGUUUUUAUUGCACACCAGAUGUUAUGUGGUGUGCACCAGAUUGUUUUGGAUGCGCAAUAAAAACAGUAUGAUGCGCACCAGAGACAAUUUAGUGCACACCAGAGAGUAUGUGGUGCGCAUCAAAUUGUUUUUGGUGCGCAGUAAACACAAUCUGGUGCACACCAAAAACAAUUUAGUGCGCACCAGAUUGUUUUUGGUGCGCAAUAGAAACAAUCCGGUGCGGACCAGAUAGUAUGUGGUGUGCACCAGAUUGCUUUUGGUGCACAAGAAAACCAAUCUGGUGCGCACCAGAAACAAUCUGGUAAUUACAGUAUAUAGCAUUUAACCCAGCAGACCUUUGCUAUGCAAGUUAGCACGUUUGUUGUCCUUAGAUUUUCAUUUAUUUAUUUUAUAAGUCAUUUCAGGCUAAACUCAGGCGCCAGUGGAGUCCAAGAUUAAAGUAAAGCUCAACUAAAUCCGCAUCUCGUGCGCACUAGAUGUUUUAAAUUUAUUUUAUUUCUGUCGAUGUCCCUUUAGCAGCUCCGUACUUAACUAUUAGACAUAGUAGAAUUGUUAUAGAUGUCAUCCUAAUGUCAACCACUAGAUGUCAGCAUUGUGACAAAUUAGACUUAAACAUGAACCACUGUAUUUAUGGCAUAGUAGCACUGACAGGACAAACCUGAAACUCGCAGCUCAACAACCUUCCAACUGUUAAAACGGCUUUAAUGUGAUUUCGUACAUUAACAUUGACGGUGACUGACAUCCAAUUCAUUUUCGCUGAAACGUUAUAAUUUAAUGCCAGUUUGUUAUCAAUGAACCUAACAUACUUGCUAUCAGAAUGUAAGAGGAAGCCACGUGAAAACUCCACGCAGGAAGGCCGGAGGUUCGAACCCAGAACCUCAGAACUGUGAGGCAAACCACUUGGUCAUCAUUCUUAUUUAAUACCGCUAUUUUAUUUAUGUCAACAUCCAUCACCAGCUCUUCCGAUUCUGCAGUUUCUCACCUUCAAAUGUGCAUUUCACAUAUUUUUAUAUUGUAUUUGCUUUUUAUAAAGAAUUAUUUAAGAUAAAAUGUCUAAUAAA